CCUGCCCACACCCCUGACAACACGCCCCUUCCUCCUUCCCUCUGUGCCCCCCAAACCCAAAGGCCAGAAAAAUAUUUCAGAUUCCGCUACCAGUCGCCAUCACUUCUUCCCUUUCUCUUCUCCAUCACAACAUCAAACACCUGUGUCUCCGCGCAACGCACCGUCGUCUGUCUAAUCUCAACCUCGUUUCUAGGGCACGAAGCUACCCUGAUCAAACUCCUCCUUAUUGCACCAGAGUUCAACCUGUUCAACUCGCAGCCAUCGUUUUCGAACGCUCCUCCACCACAGGUCCAAGUUCGAACGUCAUAAUCAAUCUAACCACCAACCUCAUCCACAUACCGCCAUCAUGUCUGCCGCCAACACUACCACCACCACCAACAACAUGGAUGCUGCCGUUAAUGACGUCGCAAACACUCUGAGCAAUACCUCACUCAACAACAAGCCUGCCGAUGACAAGACGGCCGCCAACGAGGCCGCCUCGGCCAGCGCUGCUGAGGGCCGUCGCCUCUACAUUGGCAACCUGGCCUAUGCGACAACUGAGGGGGAGUUGAAGGACUUCUUCAAGAGCUAUCUUGUUGAGUCUGUCUCGAUUCCUAAGAACCCCCGCACCGACCGCCCUGUCGGCUACGCCUUUGUCGACCUUUCCACUCCCACUGAGGCUGAGCGUGCCAUCGAGGAACUCUCCGGCAAGGAGAUCCUUGAGCGCAAGGUUUCCGUUCAGCUCGCUCGCAAGCCCGAGCCCGCUGGCGAGAAGUCAGAGGGUGCUAACGGUGAGGGUUCUGGUGCAGAGGGCUCUCGUCGUCGAGCUUCGGGACGUGGCCGCGGACGUGGCCGUGGUCGUGGAGGCCGCACUGCCCGCGCUGGCCGUGAGGGUGCUGAGAAGAAGGAGGGAGAGACUACUGAGGCUGUUGCCGCUACUGAAGAUGCUGCCCCCGCAGCUGCGGCUCCUGCUACCGCUGAGGUUUUACCAUUGACCGACAUCACAAACAAGAUCAACACUGACGCGAGCACCAAGACUAAGACUCAAGCUCGCCCCCAGCGUGAGCGCCGUGAGCGGGGCCCUCCUGCUGAUGGAAUUCCUUCCAAGACCAAGGUCAUGGUUGCCAACCUGCCUUACGACCUGACUGAGGAUAAGCUUAUUGAGCUUUUCAAGGCUUAUGAGCCUUCUUCCGCCAAGAUUGCUCUCCGACCCAUCCCCCGAUUCAUGAUCAAGAAGCUUCAGGCUCGUGGCGAGGCUCGCAAGGGCCGUGGCUUUGGCUUUGUUACUCUGGCUUCCGAGGAACUCCAGCAGAAGGCUGUUAACGAGAUGAACGGAAAGGAGAUUGAGGGCCGUGAGAUCGCCGUCAAGGUUGCUAUUGACAGCCCUGACAAGACCGAUGAGGAACAGCACGAGGGUGAUGCUACCAACGGCCAGAAGGAUGCUGCCCCUGCUACUGAGGCUACUCCUGCUGCCGCGCCCGCCCCUGCUGCUGGUGCCGAGGCUGCUGGUACCCCUGCUGCUGCCCCAGCUCCCGCUGCCACCAAGACUGAGGCUACCCCCGCCUCUACCACUCCUGCCACUACUGCUUAAAUUAUGGCUUGGCACGAAUUUCACGGGCAUGAACUGGGUAUGCCACGAUGAUAACACUUACGAUUUGGUACGCGAUUUUCACGAAUUUUUCUUA
Fusarium oxysporum Fo47 is the source of this 1664-nucleotide messenger RNA. Its product is annotated as RNA recognition motif domain-containing protein. Gene Ontology annotation, cellular component: cytoplasm; nucleus; ribonucleoprotein complex. The transcript has 4 exons. Gene Ontology annotation, molecular function: mRNA binding. The record is from RefSeq and is a predicted model, not a curated record. NCBI's taxonomy places the organism in Eukaryota, Fungi, Ascomycota, Sordariomycetes, Hypocreales, Nectriaceae. Bases 347 to 1570 code for a protein of 407 amino acids.